Messenger RNA from Trichophyton verrucosum HKI 0517, 2127 nucleotides. RefSeq lists its product as uncharacterized. The transcript has 5 exons. Gene Ontology annotation, molecular function: diacylglycerol O-acyltransferase activity. The record is from RefSeq and is a predicted model, not a curated record. Gene Ontology annotation, cellular component: endoplasmic reticulum membrane. Bases 1 to 2127 code for a protein of 708 amino acids. Gene Ontology annotation, biological process: triglyceride biosynthetic process. Lineage: Eukaryota; Fungi; Ascomycota; Eurotiomycetes; Onygenales; Arthrodermataceae.
AUGCAUCCGUGGAGCCAGGGAGCAGCCCCUGUCCGGCAAAACGGCGCCAUCUUCUCUCUCUCCCUGGCCAGCAGCGAAGGAUCUAGCCCGCCAGUCUCGCAGCUCUAUCGUGAUCUCCCGGUUACAGAGAUGAAACCACGAACCAAGGAAGCAUCCCCGCCAGCAAGUUCUGGCCCGGAGCAGCAGGAUCCCUUUGUCGAUGGCCAAGUUGGCCUGACUCGCUGUCUGCCAGUCGAGUACUCCGUAGUCGAUAUCCGAAUCUUGGAAGAAGACGACGGCCUGGGUUCUUUUGACUGUCUCGUAACAUCUCCUUGCUUUCUCCUGCUCUUCGUCUCUUCUCCUUUUAUUAUAUAUAUACUCUCCGUACCGACCCUGUCUUUGUCUGCUGUCGGCGAUAUAAAGCUAACAAACGCCCGCAGCCACCCAGAUGAGACGCAGAGCUUAGAACUGCCUGGUUUAAGGCCAUCGAGAGACAUCUGCAGGCCCGUCUUGGGCGGAAUCACCAGCUACAUAUACACAUCAAACAUCGGAUCUGAAGAAAAGCAAGGAAAGAAGAACAUGGCGAUCGUGACGGAGACGGAGGUCAGCCACAGCACCGCAGCAGCGCUCCAGGAAAAGACCAACACCGGGCUCAACGGACGCGGGAACUCGCUGCAUGAGAAGGAGAAGCAGAAUCAGCAUCAUCAUCAGCAGCAGCACCAGCAGCACCAGCAGCAUCAGCAUCGUUCGGCCGGCCAGAAGCUGCGCAGCAAGUACCGCCAUGUCGCGGCGUAUCACUCCGAAGUGAAGCCAUCAUGUCUGAGCCGCGAGACCGAGAAGACCCCCAGCUUCCUGGGCUUCAGGAACCUGAUGGUCAUCGUGCUGAUCGUGAUGAACCUGCGGCUGGUAGUCGAGAACUUCAUGAAGUAUGGCGUCCUCAUCUGCAUCCGCUGCCACGACUACCGCAAGCAGGACCUGGUGCUGGGCGCGGUCCUCUACGCCCUUGUCCCCUGCCACCUGUUCGUGGCGUAUCUCAUCGAGCUGGCGGCCGCCCAGCUGGUGAAGGGGGCGAUUGGACGUGUGAAGAGAGAUGAGGCCUCCUCAUGCACGAGCAAGGAGCUUUCGGCGCUGCAGACGACCUGGGCGUACGUUGCGUUUGCGCAUACGGUCAACGCCAGCCUGUGUCUCCUGGUGACUACGUAUGUGGUCUACUACUAUAUACAUCACCCGGGCAUCGGGACAGUGUGCCAGCUGCAUGCUAUCAUCGUCUGGCUGAAGAACUGCUCGUAUGCGUUUACCAAUCGGGACCUUCGACAUGCGGUGCUCAAUCCGUCGCCGGACAAUAGGCUGCCGGAGAUAUACAUGUCUUGCCCGUACCCGCAUAACGUCACGAUAUCAAACCUGUCUUACUUCUGGCUGGCGCCGACGCUGGUGUAUCAGCCUGUAUACCCGCGGACCGAGCGUGUGCGGUGGUCGUUUGUAGCCAAGCGGGUGCUGGAGCUCGUUGGGCUGGGGGUGUUUAUCUGGAUUAUUUCGGCGCAAUACGCGGCCCCCGUGCUGCGCAACUCGCUGGACAAAGUCGCCAUGUUGGACUGGGUGUCUAUCCUGGAGCGGAUGAUGAAGCUAUCGACCAUCUCGUUGGUGAUCUGGCUAGCGGGAUUCUUUGCCUUGUUCCAGUCCUUCCUGAACGCUUUGGCAGAAGUAAUGCGGUUUGGAGACCGGGAGUUCUACAGCGAAUGGUGGAAUAGUCCCAGCGUGGGCUCGUACUGGCGCUCCUGGAACCGACCUGUGUACCAUUUCAUGAAGCGGCAUAUCUUCUCCCCGCUUGUUGGGCGAGGAUGGAGUCCGUUUGCCGCCAGUCUUGUCGUCUUCACUUUCUCUGCCGUCUUGCAUGAGGUGCUCGUCGGUAUCCCAACGCACAACAUCAUUGGCGUCGCUUUUGCCGGAAUGAUGCUGCAGCUCCCUCUGAUAGCUGCCACGGUGCCCCUGGAGAAGAUGAACGGCCAGGCCGGGAAGAUAAUAGGCAACUGUGUCUUCUGGCUCAGCUUCUGCCUCGUCGGCCAGCCGCUGGGGGCGUUGCUGUAUUUCUUUGCCUGGCAGGCCAAGUACGGCAGUGUCAGCAAGCAGGUCUUGUCCCAGAGCCCAUGA